AUGUCCUACUACAACGACGCGUCGUGGAACACGCCUGCUCCCGGCCGGCAGUCAUCGUGGGAGCAACCCCAACCACCCUCGCGAUCAGGUACCGGCCAAAUGGGAUUCAACGGUGCAGGUGCAGCGAUUCACAUGGAUAUAGGCACAAGCUCCACGGUCAACAGCGAGGUCGCCAAUGCCUUUGCCUCGCAGUUUGAGGAGGUCGACCGCGCCAUCGAGAACCUUGCCAAGAGCGGCAAGCCCUUCGGUCCCGGCUUCCCUCCUACGCCCAUGGGUGCCAACCGCCGCGAGUCCAUGCCCAUGAUGGGAGGUGGCCCCCGCCCAUACCCCGACUUCGAGCAACAGCGCAUGAGCGGCGCCCAGCGCCACCACUCGGUCAGCGAGUACGACGGCUCCCGCUCCCACUCGGCGUCCAACGUCCAGGGCUUCUACCAGAACCAGCGCUAUGCGCCGCGACCCAACGACGCAGACCAGAUGGCACAGGCGAAGCGACGGAUGGCGGCUCAGCGUGAGCGUGAGCUGCGCAACUAUCACCAGGAGCAGCAAUACCACAGAAAAGUUUCAGGCUCAGCCUCCAAGUCCGACCGCUCCAUGAGCCCCAAUGCCAUGAAUGAAGAGGAGCGCCGCGAACUCAUCGCCCGCCAGCACCGUGCUUUGUAUGGCGAGACCUCCACCCUGUACAACAGCAACCCGACCUCGAGCCAGGAUGUUCGUGUUCAGACCUCGCAAGCUGGUCGGGGUCCGUCUCCCCUCGCCUUUGAUCCCUUCGGCAUGCAGGCCCAGAACGUUUCCGGUGAGGGUUCCGUCCAGAUGCCUCCCCGCGACAAGGACGUUGCUGGUAAUGCUCAAGAUGCGCGUGCCAACAGCACCUCGUCACCUUCUGGUAGCCAGAACCCAGCAUUCAACCUCUUCGAUGCUCAGCAGGCGAACCGUACCUCCAACUCGUCGCCCGGAGGCUCUCCUCCUGUGCCUGGUCAGAAGUCCAACGGCUCUGGCGUUGCCCCCAUUGGCACUCGUCCUCAGAACCAGAACCUGCAGCAACCAGGUGGCGCUAUGGGCAAGCGCGCGAACUCACCUCUGCCGUCGCCUCUCGGCUACAACUCGUACAACGCGAGCGAGCAGAACAACAUGUCUACGACAUCUGCGUCUAUGAACCCUUCGUCUACUGUCACUGACAAGGGCGUUGGUAUUUGGAACAACGGACCCUGGAGCAACACGCCCACACAGGGAGUGCAGGCGUCUUCUGCCCCACGCGCUACCUCUCCCUCCAACACGGCCUCUUCAGGCUCGACAACCGCGCGUCCUGCGUCGCCAAAGCCCCCGGGUGGCCCUGCGACUGUUAUGCGAAGGAAGGCUGCCGCUGACCGCGCCGAGAAGACCGCAAACCUGCGUCCAAGCAGCACAAGGGCGGCCGGUGCCGGUGGUAGCUCAAGCACUAUGCUGAGGCUAUACACUGAUGAGUCUCCCGGUCUGAAGGUCGACCCUGUUGUGGUCAUGACCCUGUCCGUUGUCUUCAUCUUCAGUGUCGUCGCUCUGCACGUCAUCGCCAAGGUCAUGCGCCGAUUCUCCGCAUAG
Messenger RNA from Alternaria alternata, 1575 nucleotides. RefSeq lists its product as hypothetical. Gene Ontology annotation, cellular component: Sec61 translocon complex. NCBI's taxonomy places the organism in Eukaryota, Fungi, Ascomycota, Dothideomycetes, Pleosporales, Pleosporaceae. The coding region runs from base 1 to 1575 and encodes 524 amino acids. Gene Ontology annotation, biological process: intracellular protein transport. The transcript is spliced from 7 exons. The record is from RefSeq and is a predicted model, not a curated record.